Diatraea saccharalis (sugarcane borer) is the source of this 660-nucleotide messenger RNA. Lineage: Eukaryota; Metazoa; Arthropoda; Insecta; Lepidoptera; Crambidae. The record is from the annotation of a GenBank genome assembly.
AUGCGCCACGUUACCGCGUUGUCGUGUUCAGUUACUGAUCACCACAUUUGUAAGAGAGAAGACAUGCGUUCAGUGAAGAAGUUUAAACGUCGUUGUGAUGUGUUUGGCUGCAUGAAAAAUAAAGAAUCGAAUCCAAAACUUUCAUUUUUUUCCAUACCUAUGGGAAAUGAAAGGUUAAAGCGCUUACGGUGGUUGCAACUUAUAGGACGUGAAGAGCUCGCGAGCGUCACUUCACAUCGUAAUCGUGUAUGUGAAAUUCACUUUAACGUUCGAGAUGUGCAAGAAAACAGACAACGCAAACUUUUAAAAAAGAGUGCAUUACCCUGUCUGUUCUUGCCUGCCCCGUUUAAAGUCGAUAAAGAGAUACAAACUUAUUUAUCAAUAUCGAGUACUGCAACGCAGACAGAUGUUAUUCCACCAGCUGAAACAUCUUUAUAUAACUUUACUCAUACUGCCGAAUUACUUAAUGCAGAUACUACUCGAAAAAGAAAAUUAAAGGUAGACUUGCCGGACUGUAAAAAGUGGACAAAAUUAAAGGAAGUUACUAUAGAACAAGAAGAUAUUUUUUAUAAAAUGUGUGAUCGCUUUUUAUCAAAAGAUUUGGCCGAAAUUAUCAAAGCUCAAACCAGACUAAAAUUGACCAAUACCAAUAACAGAUAA